Poeciliopsis prolifica (blackstripe livebearer) is the source of this 4458-nucleotide messenger RNA. It is a transcript of the gene txndc11, whose product is annotated as thioredoxin domain containing 11. Lineage: Eukaryota; Metazoa; Chordata; Actinopteri; Cyprinodontiformes; Poeciliidae. The transcript has 13 exons. The record is from RefSeq and is a predicted model, not a curated record. The coding region runs from base 336 to 2912 and encodes 858 amino acids.
GUCGACAUAUCUUCGACGUUUUUUGUCGUGAGCUGUGAUGACGCUUUUAAUCCGCAAUGUUAUAAAAAUCUUCGGCGUAUUUCACGUUUCAUCCAGCGCGGUGCGCUUUGUGGACUCUCCCUGACGCCGUUGUCGCGGAAGUAAAAAGUCUACGUGGGGAAGAAAGGUUGGACUGGCCGUGUUUGAAUACCUUAAACACGAACAGCACCCAUGUCCAAUCCAGCUCCACUCUGUCCCUGGCCGAACCAGUCACCCUCCUGCCCUGGGAGGCAAAUGAAGGCGUUGAGCGGCAUCCGGGGCCUAUAAAUGCUGUGGAGAGCUGACCUGAGGCGGUAAUGCUGCGCCGGGUGCGGCAGUCUCUCCGGCAGGUGCUGUUACUGAUGGCCCGGAGACCAGACGUUCUCUGCGGGGCCAUCGCGCUCAGCGUCCUGCUCGUACUGGCGGUUCGGUUCACAUGCAGCCGUGCUAAGGAUGUGGUGGCGGCGGCGCGGCCUCCGAUCCGGUUCUUCUCUGCCGAUGCCCCGGUAGUGGACCUCUACUUGGGUCAGCUGGACCAGGUGGAACGUCUCAGGAACAUGGCCGAGGUGUCUUUCAUUUUCUUCUAUGCUCCCUGGUGUGCUCACUCCAUGGCUGCUCGACAGGAAGUGACGCAGGUUGCUAAGAAGCUGGCCAAACAGGUGCAGUUUGUGGCUGUUAACUGCUGGUGGAAUCAGGGGAAAUGCAGGAGGCAGAAACGUUUCUAUCACUACCCCAUCAUCCAUCUGUUCUACAGAAGGUUUGGGCCAAUCGAGUACAGAGGACCGUUUGUGGCUCCAUAUAUUGAAAGUUUUACCCUCAGAGUCAUCACACCACUGACUUACCUCCCGACCAGAGCGCAUCUCGAAAACUUUCUGACCCAGCACGAGUCCGGUGUGGUGGGUUUCUUCCAGUUCAAUUCCUCUCCACAGCCUCCAGGGUACAUCACCUACCUGUCCUCUGCCCUGCAGACCCUAAGGAGAGAUUUCCACGGCGUUGUGCGGUUCGGAGUUGUGACGAGCAAACACGUGGCAGAGGCCGUUUCACUCACAAAGGAUGAAACGGUUUACCUGCACAGAAGAUUCAACUCUUCUUUGAUUUUUCCAAGAAAGAAGCUAAACUUUACAUCGGAGGUGGUCUGCAAGUGGGUGUUUGAGCACUAUGAGACGGUCGUCCAGUGGCUGGUGCCUCCGGGAACGAAGUCCCGCCUGCUGGAGGAUGAGUUGACGAAAGGCCCUGCACUACUUCUGUUUAUGCCACACGACCCCCUGCAGUCUGAGCCAAGUGCCAUACUACAGCAGUUUGCAGACAUUGCUGUACGUUAUCACUCCUGCGAGAAGUCUAGCGCAGACGACCGUCUCCCCUUCUACACCUCGCUGUGUUGUCUAUCCGUUCCCAUUCUGGAGUCCAGAACCAGCGCGUGCGAGGUCUGCCUCAGGCUGUCCGGGCCGAGCCUCCCCGUCUCCUCGGCUCGCUGCUUGUUCCCCUCCGCUUCGCGAGAAGGAGACCGAUUCAGGGCUUAUCUGAACCGCUGCUGCCUUCACCAGCCACCCUCUCCCAUAUUCAUGAAAAGCGCGACCUCAGAAGGCUGCAGCCACUACGUGAGCAGCUACAGUCCCUUUACUCAGUUCAGUGCCUGCUGUAAAAAAGUAGAACCUCAGCUUAAUGAAUCACAAGCCAAAGAAGAGCCCGGAGUUCCUCCUCCUCCAGCCGUCCCUCCAUCCUCUGCUCCCGUCCAGGAGGAGGAGGAGAACGACGGCAUCACAGGGCUGCAUUGUCGGACUAACAGGACUCUCAGGUUUUACGUACUGGACAUUGGCCUCAACUGGCCUCUGGCAGAGCGGCUCGGAGCGUCGAGUCAAAAAAACUCUUCUGUUCAUAAAGGGGCUUUCACAGAAGGCGAUGGUGACCGGGACUGGACGUUUGUAGCCAUCAUCAACCUGAAAUACGAGGUUCAUUACGUUCUUCAGCACAACCCAGGCGCCACGCUGACAGAGUCUUUAGAGACAUUCAUCAGGAACUUCAGCUCACCACACAGCCAUCUGCAGAGACAUUUGGUUGGAGAGGACGACAGGAAGGAGGGUGGAGGUGGAGGUGGAGGUGGAGGUGGAGGUGGAGCUCAUCCUCCGGAGGAACAGCAGCACAAGCAGCACCGCCUCAUCACUGAGUUGACCACUUCCUCCUUCGUGUCUUCCAUCAUGGACCAUCAAAAGGAUGUGCUGCUGUUCUAUUACACUCAGUGGUGCGGCUUCUGCUCCGUUCUGAACCACGUCCUCAUCCAGCUGGCCCGACUGCUGCAGGGGAACCACACCAUCACCGUGGCCAGGGUGAAUGUGGCUCGUAACGACCUUCCCUGGGAGUUCAUGGUGGAUCACGUCCCUUCCAUCCUGCUGUUCCCCAGACACAGGAAGCACCUCAGUGUGAAAUAUCCCACUGACCUUCCCAUCACCUUGCCAAACCUCCUCCGCUUCAUCCUGCAGCACUCUGACUCUCUGCUUCAGGCCGACGGGUCGUCCGCCACGGCACCGGGAUCCGGCUCUGGCGGCGUCCUCCACGCGGAGUUCCUGGCCCUCCAGCACGAAGUCCAGACCCUGCACCUUGCCCGCCAGCGGCUCUCGCAGCAGCUGACGCAGCUGUGGCGCGAGAACCGCCAGCUGAAGUUCGACAUCCGCGGCAUCGAGCAGAGCCUGGAGAAGCAGAUGCAGGAGAAGAGCCGGCGGCUGGCCGAGGCGCUGAAGCGUCUGCAGGAGCUGACGGACGCCUCGGAGACCCUGCUGAACGAGAACGUGCUGCUCAAAAUCCUGCUGAAGGCGCUGAGGGACCGGACGGAGGCCGACGAGCAGGACGAGGCAGACCGGGAGGAGGCGGGACAGGAAGACGGCCGCCGAGCUUCCUGAUGACAGGGCGGAUGUGAAGGACGGACUGAAGGAGUAAAAGCUGUGAUUAGACUUUUAAAAAGUGCAGAAAGAAGAGGAACGUAUGCCUCUGCAAACAGGGUGUCAUGUUUGACCUAAACUUAAAAAAGGUUGUUGGUUUGUUGUUAACUGAGAUUAACCUGGAUUCUUUAAAAAAGAAAAGAGAAAAAGAUGGAAAGGUGAUGCGAGGAGCGGGUCGAGUCUUACAAAGUGCUUUGAAUACAGCCACUCAUGGAAAUGCACAGGUUCAUUUCUGAUGAAUUGUUUUCAGCCAAAUCCGUCAUUUUUGAUCCUGUACAAUUUAAAGUGGUAGCAGGUAACUUUUCUUUUUUUUUUUAAAAAAGUUUUGUUUGCAGAUUUGUUAAAACUUUCACCAUGUCAUGAAUUUAGUUUGAGACAGAAAAUCUGAAAAAAUUGAGCUAGUCUGGUGUCCCCAAUACUAACUGUAAAAAUACGUCACUCAGUCAAGAACAAUCAAUCAGAGCUUGGAAGAGGGUCUUGGCGCUGUCAAUCAUGCUCAUAUAGGGUCGUGAUGACAGCAGAGCCAGUUGUGAAUGCAAAGGCUUGUUAGCGUCGCCACUGACGACAAGAUAAAGGAUAAAGGGUGUAUUUUUCCCAGCUGUUUAGCAGCAUGUACACAGGAUGGAUUGACAGCGCUAACACCUGGCUCUGAUUGGUUGUUUUUUGAACGGAGAACGGCGCAUUAUAUUUUCACACAGCAAUAACAGAUUAUCUGUAUUUUAUAUAAACACUAGUAACCAGGAAUAAUUACAUGUAUGGAAACGGACGUCAAAAGGUUUGGCUGACAUGGGAAAGAAUCCUUGUGGUCAACUUGUUGGCGCUGAUGAAACCAGUCCAACUGGGAUGAAUUCCAGUUGCUUCCUUUCACAAUAAAAGUCAUGUCAUAAAACAAAGACUGUUAACUUUUAUUAGAGGGAUUGGAGGAGCUGUCGUGAUUCAGUCGGAUGGAGGAAUGAUCUGUGAGAUUAAAAAAAAAGGGGCCUUUUGUUUUCCGCCUCCUCUGUGUGAACUCACCUGCUGUCCAGGUGUCAAAUGUAAAACCAUCUUUUACUUCAGUUUGUGUUAAAGUGUGAACUUUUUAACUUUUUCAUGAGGAAUUGCAACCUAAAUAUGAUAGUAAUAUAAAAAAAAAUAUUUUUCUACAAACUUUACAUCUUUUUUUUUUUUUGCAUUAGUUCAAUGCUUCCAUGUUUCUUACACAAUCAAGUGGGUGUUUUCUUAAUGGUUAGUACAAAUCCACACGUUUUAAGCAAAGCGUUGCUGUAUUCACCAGAGGAGAGAAAUUCCUUGUCUCAUCCUACCUAAUAUUGUUUGUUGUUUUUGAAUAAUUUAAUUUGAAGGGUGGUUGUAAUGAUGGGUUUUGCUACACUGAUUUAUUUUUACAGAAAUCUUUGACUCACUAAGACAUUUCUAUGUAACUAUUCAGGUAUUCAGAAUGAGAUGCUGCAGUUGUUUACAUGUGAAAUAUUGCACCGGUUUUUACUGAUUAAACGUCUCGGUUUUCUUG